Papilio xuthus (Asian swallowtail) is the source of this 1754-nucleotide messenger RNA. Its product is annotated as putative inorganic phosphate cotransporter. Bases 138 to 1664 code for a protein of 508 amino acids. Gene Ontology annotation, cellular component: membrane. NCBI's taxonomy places the organism in Eukaryota, Metazoa, Arthropoda, Insecta, Lepidoptera, Papilionidae. Gene Ontology annotation, biological process: transmembrane transport; monoatomic anion transport. The transcript is spliced from 11 exons. The record is from RefSeq and is a predicted model, not a curated record. Gene Ontology annotation, molecular function: transmembrane transporter activity.
UCUCGACGAUAACUGAUGAUAACGUUCAGUGAAAUGACGGCGACAGUCAUUUACUUUUUAUUAUGAAAAUAGCGAUAUUGCGCCUGAGAAGCAGACUGUGAUUGUUGUGUUGUGUUGCGUUGUAAUCCAAACAAAGCAUGGACGUGGAGUUUUUGAAAUACAAAUUUCGAGAUGGCUACAAUGGAGUUAUAACUAAAACGAAGUGGCGAGUGGGCGUGCGACACGUGCAGGUAACCUACAUGUUGUUGUGCGCGGCGGCGCUGGGCGCACUACGGGCCAGCGCCGGCGUCGCGCUGCUCGCCCUCACCGACACCUCGCGACGAAACGAUUCCUACGUUCAAAUGACGGCGGGGGGCGAGGGUGAGCGGGGCGCGGCGCUGUGGGCGUUCUUUAGCGGGUACGCGCUGGCUCUGCUGCCUGCCGAGCUGUAUCUGCCGCGUCUCGGGGACAAGUUCGUUAUCACCGCUGUGCUCCUUAUCAAUGGGAGCCUAACCGCUCUUAUGCCUACCAUUGUUAACAAGGGCAGCUGGACGGCGCUGUGCAACGCUUACUUUCUGAUGGGCAUGACGCAGCCCUGCAUAGCCCCCGUCAACCGCGCCCUGCUCGAUAACUGGCUCCCGCCUAUAGAGAGACAGACUGCUGCCUGUAUUAUAGAUACAGGUAGUUAUGUAGGCAUGAUAGUGGCCCUGCCGGCGUCGGGAUGGCUGAGCGGGUCAAGGCUAGGCUGGGAGUUGAUCGCCUACGCGCAGGCCACACUGGCGCUGUCACUGGCCGUACUGUGGGCGCUGCUCACGGCCGCUUCGCCCGAGCAGCACCACGCCUGCCCCGACGCCGAGAGGGAGUACAUAAAGGAGGCCUCAGCGGGAUACCGAAAAAAGAUGCAGCGUGUGCCAUGGCGCAGCAUGCUGCGCUGCCGGCGCGUGGCGGGGCUGGCGCUCGCUCACGCCGCCAACAACGCUCUGUUCGUCUUCUACUUAGUGGACGUACCGCUGUACCUCAAGUCAACAGGACUCUCGCUGCAACAGGUACUGUAUUGUGGAGUGCAAGCAAUGAUGCCGUUCAUAUGUUUACUAACGCUGUUCGCGACCACUGCCCCGACAUUACGUUGCUUGUUGAAGUCUAAUUUGAUGGCUCACCUGUUCAAUGUUACAUAUACAAAGAUCGUGGUCAAUGUGCUUGGAAGUGUACCGAUCGUGGCGGGAUUAGCGAUGUCACCUAACAUGCCGGAGCAAUGGAGUUAUUUAAGACUUUGCGUAUUAACUGUUACGCUGGGAUUACUCGCUUUCCAGUAUUCCGGCUUUAUUGAAAAUGUUCGAGAUUUAAGUGAGAAUUAUCGCGGUAUGCUGAUCGCAAUAACGAGUGCCUUUGCCAGUGUCCUGGGCGCAGCAGUGCCCCUGGUCACUGGAAUAAUUCUCCGAAAUCACCAGAAUGAAACGGACGCAUGGCGUGUGGUGUUCUGUUGUAUGGCGGGUUUGUACGGAGUAUGCAGCACGGCGGGGGGCGCGGCGGGGGGCGCAGGGUUUGCGCUGUGGGACCGCACCGGGGGUCGAGACUUCGCCUAUCACAACACUGGCCUCAGUCCCGAGGAUGCUAGUCAAUUGGAACUGCUGGAUAUGUACCCGAAGAAGCCGAUGGCGGCAACACCGAGCGAAACUAUUUCCUGACCUAAAUAUAUUCGUACUCGUUUUUACUAAUGUUUUGAACUUCGUCGAUAUUGUUAUAGUUUUUACUACUUAAGGAAACACAUUAUAAUA